Molecule: messenger RNA, 753 nt
Organism: Oncorhynchus masou masou (cherry salmon)
Lineage: Eukaryota; Metazoa; Chordata; Actinopteri; Salmoniformes; Salmonidae
Product: GPALPP motifs-containing protein 1-like
Exons: 4
Coding region: 116-640 (174 amino acids)
Source: RefSeq, a predicted model, not a curated record
UGUUUACUUCCGGUGGUAGAGGUCAGAGUAUAUUUUUCGGGUUUCGGUGUCGUUUUUUUCGUUCUCGUCAAGGUGUUUAUUGUUGUAAAAAAUAGCUUAUUAAUAAUCGAUAAUCAUGUCAGACGAUGAUUUAAUCGGACCUGCCUUACCACCGUCGUUCAGAAAAAGCAGCAAUGAUAAUUCUGAUGACGAGGAAGGAUUUGCAGGUCCUGCGCUGCCUCCGGGAUACAAACCGGAGUUGCUCUCCAGCUCGGAGGAUGACUUCGGCCAAGAGGAGGAGGAGGUGAUCAAGAGACGAAGCAAGACGAGCAGCAGACACGGUCACGGCAGCGGGACGACCAGGGAUGGAUCCACCGCAGAAAAACAGCACAGGGUUGAAGAGGCGGUGAGUAGAAGGCUUGAGGAUGAUGACGAUGAUGAUGAUGGUUUCUUCGGACCAGCUCUUCCUCCUGGGUUCUCAAAGCCACAGGCUUCACCAGAGAGGCCAGGUGUAUUGGGACCAGCCUUACCCCCAGGAUUUCACAGACCGGCCUCUGAUGAAGAUGAUGAUGAUGGUGAGGAUGAUUUCCUCUGCCAGCCCUGCCACCGGGCUACACAGCAGAACCCUCCAGCGGUGAUGAAGAGGAGGAUGAAGAGGUGAUCGGACCCAUGCCUGCUCUUGGUGCCAUCCGGGACUCCGUGGCUCUGGACAUCGAACGCAGAGCUCAGAAGAUGAAGGACAGACUGACAGGAGCAGAUGUGAGAACCUCACCG